Mus musculus (house mouse) is the source of this 2744-nucleotide messenger RNA. It is a transcript of the gene Apol10b, whose product is annotated as apolipoprotein L 10B. Lineage: Eukaryota; Metazoa; Chordata; Mammalia; Rodentia; Muridae. The record is from RefSeq and is a predicted model, not a curated record. The coding region runs from base 923 to 1927 and encodes 334 amino acids. The transcript is spliced from 5 exons. Gene Ontology annotation, biological process: chloride transmembrane transport; lipid transport; lipoprotein metabolic process. Gene Ontology annotation, molecular function: lipid binding. Gene Ontology annotation, cellular component: extracellular region.
GGAGAAGGUGCCCUGCCACCUAGCUUGAGCCAAGUAUAGUUAAUCAGCCAAACUCUCUCAACGCCUGGAGAGAGAACCAAUCAAUCAAGGGAAAGACAGACUUCCAGUAAAAAGCCUGGUCCAGAUCAGAAGUUGUUUUCUCUGCUGGAAAGAUGUGGAUUGAAGUUGUUUCUUUCGGCCUCAAGAACGGAAUUAAAGGUGUGACGUCCACGUCGCAGAUUUAGACCAGAAACAGAUCUUUACUCUUCAGAUUUAAUAAUCAUCCCUCCCAGGUUGAAGUGCACAGGCAGCUUGCUUCUGCACUCUUGCAGGUCUCCCUUCCCCCACCCUAGGCCCUCUCCCACAGCAAACAUGGUGGGGCAUGCUGGCAGCAUGCCUCUGUGCUUUCCCUCAGAAGUUCUGCUUUCUCCAUCCCCUGCUCCCCCCUGCAGCAAACUCGGGGAUUUUUUGCCCCUCCCUGGAUGCUCUGAGGGGACUCAAGGAGACACAGGUACGAGCUUGUGUGGGAUAAAUGACAAAAAACGCCCCAGCUCCAGUAGUACUGAGACUAGCACUGUCCCUGAUAACCAGCUGGGCUCUUCCCUGGUGCCUGUCCUUGGAAAAAGGAGAUUAGGAACCCCCUUUUAAAUCAUAGAAGAAAGGUAAUCAGAGAUCAUGGACAGCUAUGGCCAAUCCUAAAACCAGUUCCCGAGAGCCCCGUAAAAGGUAAUCCUCAAGUCAGAGGAAUCCUCCCUCAGACAGAAAUUUUACUUUCAUUUUCGUGCACUGAGUGUAUCAGGCCCAGAGCUUGUGUCUGGUGUGUCUCAGAUGUGCAGCUGGUGACUGGAACCACACAGCUAAGGACAGCUGGGACACAUCCAAACGUGGCUGCAGGAAGAUUCCUUGACCUGGAGAGCAGUAAGAAAAAACCUGUCAAAUUCUAAUGGCUAGAGCUUGGUGCUCAACAGACCUCAAGCAAGGAGUAGCUCGAAGUGUUGAUGGAGUCGCUGAUAUUGUCACGGAAAAAUUCUUGAAAACAGAUCUGAGGAGCCUGAUAACUGAAGAUGGAGCCUGGAAGGCAUUUGAGGAAGCAGCAGAAUUGUCAAGUGAGGAGGGAGCUAUACUUCGUGAUGCUCUGAAGGAGAGUUUAGCACAGGAGCCCUCAGAUGAAAAUGACGGACCUGAAAGGAAGCAGCAGAAUGAGCGGUUUCUGCGAGAGUUUCCUGAGUUGAAGAAGAAACUUGAGGACCACAUCAGGAAGCUCCGAGACCUGGCUGAUCAUCUUGACCAGGUGCACAAGGACUGCACCAUCUCCAAUGUGGUGUCCACCUUUGCUAGUGCUAUCUCUGGAGCCAUGGGCCUUCUUGCUUUGGGUCUGGUACCCUUUACAGAAGGGGUCAGUCUGUUACUCUCAGCAGCCUCUGUGGGUCUGGGGGAGACAGCAUCCGUGACUGGUCUUACGACCACCGUUGUGGAAGAAUCAAUGAGACUCUCAGAUGAAUCUGAAGCCAGUCGCCUGGUUAGAGCCAGCAUGAAUGUAUUUGAAGAGAUUGUAAAGAUCAUGUCUAAGAUCACAUUCAAGCUUUUAUUUACAGCUGUGGGAUUAGUCCCUGCAGUCAAAAUCCUCAGGGAUCACAUCCGAGCCAUGAGGAGAGCGAGAAUCAUCAUUUUCCCUAGAGAAGAGGCCAGGAACCUCACAUCCAGUGAAAGAAGCUCUGUGCAGGGUGUUCUCCCAAUGACCAGAGGAGCCAGGCUUAGAGCAGUAGGGUUUACAAGUUUGUUCCUUGCGUGGGAUGUGUAUGACUUUGUGAAGCAAUCAAAAGAUCUGUAUAAUGGGGCAAAAACAGAGUCAGCUGGAGCACUGCGGGAACUGGCUCACAAGCUGGAGGAGAAGCUGCAGGUAUUCGAGCAGAUAUAUAAGGCUCUGCAGUCAGACCUGCCUCACUGACCCCAUCCUCUAAGCAGCUAAGAGUUCAGAGGAGAUGAUGUGUAAAGGGGUGGGACCUUUUUUUUUAAGCAUUAAUGUCAGAAGUUUCUGUUUGUUUGUUUGUUUGUUUUUCCAAAAAGAUUACACAAAAGUUGAUAAAAGGGGAGAAGGUUACGUGUCUUACAGGAAACCUGGGUUAAGGGCAGAGCAGCCUAAAGAAAUGGUGACUGGAUCAAAAUGCAGGAACACGGGGAAUGGAACUGGCAGUCCAGACCUGCACAGGGACACACACCCGUGCUGCAACAUGCUAUAACAAGGGAAACAGCCUGAGGUCAAGUCCAGGGAAAAGAUUGUUGUGGAGUUUGAAUUUCUCUGGCUGAGCAGAGUGAGGUCAAUGUAGAAGGCCGGAGAUCCCAGGAGAAGAGGAACCUGGAGUCUAAAAGGGGAUCCGACUUCCGGCAGAGUGGAGACUCUGCAGACAAGUCAGCAUUCAUCACUCUAACAACACCCUGCUGCAUCUGAACAUCUGUGGGGUCUCCUCGAGGUCUUGUGCUGGACUUGCUAAUGCUUAGCUAUCUGAGAAAUGAUAUUGUUUUAGUGGGUUUGCUUUGCUGCACUUUUUUCAUAGAUAUUUUUGGGGGGGGGGUUGGGAAGCAGAAAGUACUUUUUAUAAAUUCUUUUUUUUUUUUAAUUGGCUUUAUCAUGUAGCUGGCCUGGAAUUUCUAGGUAGACCAGAAACUUGUGAUGGCUUAACGGGGUGGGAUAAGGUCCUGAGAUAACAAUUCCUUCACUUUCUGGUAUUCCUCUUGAAAUAUAAACCUUGUUUGGUUUUUGUUUG